Molecule: messenger RNA, 1464 nt
Organism: Solanum lycopersicum (tomato)
Lineage: Eukaryota; Viridiplantae; Streptophyta; Magnoliopsida; Solanales; Solanaceae
Gene: POR
Product: protochlorophyllide oxidoreductase
Molecular function (GO): protochlorophyllide reductase activity
Source: RefSeq, marked validated
AAACCUCUGCCAGUACCAGUAGUUCUACAGACUAAAAAUUCCCAAAAUUGAACUUCUUAAUGGCUCUUCAGGCUUCUUCUCUACUUCCUUCUACUUUCUCCAAGGGCAAAGCUAGUGCAACUUUGAAGAAUUCUAGUAUUUUUGGAGCUUCUCUUUCUGAUUAUACUAAAUCUGAUUUUGGUUCAUCUUCAUUUAGAGUUAAGAACCAAAGAAGAUCGUCAAAUGGCGGUGUUGUAAGAGCUACAAUGGUUGCUUCUCCUGGUGUAACUACUAACUCUCCAUCAGGAAAAAAAACACUAAGAAAAGGUUGUGUAAUAGUCACUGGUGCCUCAUCAGGAUUAGGCUUAGCCACAGCAAAAGCUCUGUCUGAAACAGGGAAAUGGCAUGUUAUUAUGGCAUGUAGGGACUUUUUAAAAGCUGAGAAAGCUGCAAAAUCAGUUGGGAUGUCUAAGGAGAAUUACACCAUCAUGCAUUUGGACCUCGCCUCUCUUGACAGUGUACGUCAAUUCGUUGAUAACUUCAGGAGGUCGGGACGACCUCUUGACGUGUUGGUUGCUAAUGCUGCUGUUUACCAACCAACUGCUAAAGAGCCUUCAUUUACUGCAGAAGGAUUUGAGCUUAGUGUUGGAACUAACCAUCUUGGACAUUUUCUUCUUUCGAGAUUGUUGCUUGAUGACUUGAAGCAAUCUGAUUAUCCUUCAAAGAGACUCAUCAUUGUUGGUUCAAUUACAGGGAACACGAAUACUCUGGCUGGAAAUGUACCUCCAAAGGCCAAUCUCGGCGACUUGAGGGGUAUGGCGGGAGGUUUAAAUGGAAUUAACAGCUCAGCGAUGAUCGAUGGAGGUGAAUUUGACGGUGCAAAAGCAUACAAAGACAGCAAGGUGUGCAACAUGCUUACGAUGCAGGAAUUCCAUCGUCGAUACCACGAGGAAACUGGUAUCACAUUUGCCUCUCUUUACCCUGGCUGCAUUGCAACAACAGGGCUAUUCAGAGAACACAUCCCCUUGUUUAGGCUUCUUUUCCCACCAUUUCAAAAGUAUAUUACGAAGGGAUAUGUCUCUGAGACUGAAUCUGGAAAGAGACUUGCUCAGGUUGUGAGUGAUCCAAGCUUGACAAAAUCAGGUGUCUACUGGAGCUGGAACAAAGACUCAGCUUCUUUCGAAAACCAGUUGUCCGAAGAAGCAAGUGAUGCAGAGAAAGCGCGUAAAGUGUGGGAAGUCAGUGAGAAACUCGUUGGUUUGGCUUAAAUUUUGAACUAACCUUAGUCAUCGUCGAUGAAAACAGGAAAAAUGACUUCGCGAGUGAGAAUUUGUAACCGAAAUUUCUAGGAUGUUGUAAAGAGAAGUGUCAUUGUAGUUAGGAUUGAAAAUAAAGAUCACUCAACUUGUUUUGUUUUGUGUUUGGAAAAUGUCACUAAUUUGCCUUUGAAGUUAAAUGAAGUGAUGGUUCAUGAGCAUUGUUCAA